ACAAUUCAAUUCAUAAUUGAAAUCUCCUACGAUGAAGUAUUCAAGGACGGAGUUAAACAUUCUAUUAUCUAAACGACGUAUCUCUAUUUAAAGCGAAUUAUCAUGAUCAACAAAGGGAAUUGUACAUUUGAGGGUCAUAUCUUGUAUUAUAUCGCUUCACAUUUCUAGCUCCUCAGGAAGGAAUCAUAGGAAUGAGUUUUGUAACUCGAAGAGGUUUAAGGGAUAUAAAUGAUACAUAGUUAGAUAUACAUGGUUGAUUAGUGGUUCUAAUAAAUGGUUUUUGCUAUGGAAUAUUACUUUUUUGAAAUCUUCUGACUCGAUGACAUCCUCUAGACAUACCUCGAUGGCAGAUAGACUAUUUAUCUUAGACUACGGCGGUGGAAACACACGCUCUUUAACAAACUCUAUCAAGAGAUUAGGAUACGAAUUUGAAUGGGUGAAAGAACCAAAAGAUCUCGCUAAUGCCCAGAAACUAUUGUUCCCUGGUGUCGGAAAUUUUGGUCAGGCUGUAAAAAGUCUCAAUAAGUCUGGUCUUUAUGAGCCACUUCGCCAAUACAUCUUAUCAGGAAAACCAUAUUUUGGUAUUUGUAUUGGUAUGCAAGUUCUUUUCGAAUUAUCAGCAGAAUCUCCGGAAGAUAAAGGAUUGUCCAUCAUACCAGGUUCAGUCGAGAGAUUCACGACAACUCCAGAGGAUCCAAAGAGAGUCCCACACAUGGGUUGGUCCGCAGCUAAAAGAUUGCCAAACUCCUCGCAAGAUCCAAUGAAUGGCCUUAGGGAUGACUGUCACUACUACUUUGUACACUCUUAUGCUGUACCAUACAAAGCCGAACAAAUUGCAGGUUGGGCUAGCACUGUCACUCAAUAUGGUAGACAAUCAUUUGUUAGCUCAGUCCAACGUGGUUCCAUUUUGGGUACUCAAUUCCACCCGGAAAAAUCAGGCGAAGCCGGUCUCGACGUCUUGAACAGCUUUUUGAAAACAAAGGCUGAGAUUAGACCACUUAGCAAUCUCACAAGCUAUCCAGAACCCGUUCAGGUACCAUUGAAGGAGAAGGAUGACCUCGUCAAGCGCAUUGUCGCAUGUUUGGAUGUUCGUUCAAACGAUAAUGGCGAUCUCGUUGUUACAAAAGGUGAUCAAUAUGACGUUAGGGAGAAUGACGGUAAUCCAGAGUCAGUGGAUGCCACGGCUAGCCAACGUGAAGUUAGAAACUUAGGUAAACCAGUCGAAUUAGCUAGACGUUACUUCAGCGAAGGAGCAGAUGAAGUUGUCUUUUUGAACAUCACUUCAUUCAGGAACUCGCCAUUAGAAGAUCAACCAAUGCUUGAAUUAGUUAAAGCCGCUGCAGAAACUAUAUUUGUGCCACUCACCAUUGGUGGUGGUAUCAGAGAUAUGGUUGAUCCAGAUGGUACUCAUCAUUCAGCAUCUGAAGUUGCUCACGAAUAUUUCAGAUCAGGUGCGGAUAAGGUAUCAAUUGGAUCUGAUGCAGUCUAUGCAGUUGAAGAAUUGCUCAACAGAAUUAAAACUAACACACAACCAAUCCUUACUGGAAAAUCAGCUAUUGAAACGAUCUCUGCAGGCUAUGGCGCUCAAGCUGUUGUUGUAUCAAUUGAUCCAAAGAGAGUAUACUUCAAUCCAGAAACAGAAAAACCAGCAGAAGAGCAUUUACCAUCAGUUAUUUACGGAAAGGAUGCAAAGUCCAACACAACGGAUGAAGAAAGAAAACUUGCAUGGUGGUAUCAAUGUACUGUUCAAGGUGGUAGAGGAUAUAGAGAUGUUGACGUAAUUCAAUUAGCUAAAGGUGUAGAAUCACUCGGUGCAGGUGAAAUCCUUCUCAAUUCAAUAGACCGUGAUGGUUCAAAGAGAGGUUUCGAUAUCGAUUUAAUCAAUUUGGUUAGAGAAUCUGUUAGUAUUCCAGUCGUCGCAUCAUCUGGUGCAGGUGUAGCUGAGCACUUUGCUGAAGUCUUUGAUGCGACAAAUGUCGAAGCUGCUUUAGGUGCUGGUGCCUUCCAUAGGAAAGAGUUGCCAAUCGAGGAUGUUAAGAAUGAUAUGCGUAAAAAAGCUAUUAACGUUAGAACUGAACUUCCAAAAGAACUCGUACAAAACUUGAGUCAAGGUAAAGUUAUAUCAAAAUAGAUUUUUCUGUUAUUAAAGGGGAUACAUCUAAAUCUUUUAUAGAUUUUUUGAGAAUCAGAUCUGCGAUGCGAGUGGUAUUAAAAUUCUCUGUUUGUAAUCAAUGUAUCGUAUAAUCUAAAAACAAACAUAACAAUUAAAAAGUAGUACAAAUUUGGAUUUAAAGUAUAUUACAGUUGAAGAUCACAAUUUAUCAAAGGGAUGUCUAGAAAUACAUCACAUUGACUGUUUCAAAGUUUCUAAACGGCUUGAAAUCCUAUCCAAUGCUACAUUUAAUUGAUCUAUCUCGAUCUGAGCGUCUGAUUGUGAAUGAGUGUGAUGUUUGAAAGCAUCAUUAACAACGCUUCUAAUUGUAUCAACGAUAAGUGGUUCAUUGUGUUUACCCAAUGUAGAGGUUGAUUUAUAUGGUGUUAAAAUAAAGUAUGUGUAAGCGUUUGAUAUGACUAGAACGAAAAUUAGAACGUAGAGUGAGUUUGUAAAAGACGGUGAGAUUGUUAAUGCGCCUAAUGCUGAAAAUAUUGUCGUUACUAAUCUAAUAAUUCUGUUAAAUAAUUCGAAUGAACCAUCUAACAAGUGUUGUAAGAACGUUGAAAGCAGUGAUGUAUUGUUCUGUAUUGAUUGUUUCAUUUCUUCUUCCUUCAUUUUCGCUGCUUCAGCUAAUUGACUUGAGCCUUCACGUUCCCUUUCUACUGUCUCUUGUGAUAUUAAAUUAGUAUCUGAGAAUUCAUUCGCAUGUUCUUCAAUAUAUUUUCGCAUUGCUGACUCUAACGCGCGAUGAUAAGAUUUUUGACCUUCUAUAGCUGAUCUCUCAAUAACACCUUUCAAGAAACUUCUACCUGUCCAGUCAACCUUAGUCGUAACAGUAACAUGAGAGCUGUUAUUAACAGCCCAUGAUAUAGCAGUUCUUGUCCUAACAAUGAAUGAAUUACCAGAUGGUACUUCUGGUGUACGUGUAGAAGUGAGUACCAAAACAUGAUCAUCAAAGUCAACAUGCUCAUUCUCAUCAUCCAAAACACAUUUAGUUGAUUUAGGUCCAACGCCAACUGAUAAUGGCUUAAUAUAGGUGAUGGUUCUAGCAAGUCUUGAGCUAUCAGCUUUAGGUUGCCAAUCCGAUAUUUGAAUUUCAGUGAGAUCUUGACUUGUCAUGAAAUCUUUAAUAAAAAAACUUGUAAACAUUAAAUUAUAAAGCUUUUCAGGCGUUGCAGGUAAAGUUGUGUCCAUUGCAACAUCAGGGAAGUGUACAGAUGGAUCGAUCUUUGUUGCUCUAUGUAUAGUAGGUGGAUUCCUUUGAGUGGGUUGUCUGGGUAAAGGCUUACGUGAACUUUGUUUACGUGAACUUUUAGAGUGCUUAUCGCUUCUCGAUUUCCGUUUUUUACUUGAUUUACUGAAUGAUGAUGUAAUUGAACUUGCUGUGGAAGUAUCAGAAUCACCUUGUGAGCUGCUUUGGUUAGCAAGGUGUGCGCUCUCGUGGUAAUCCUCCGAAACAGGUACUGUUGGAUGUGAUAAUCUCCAGAUGUUUAAAAUGACAUCGUAAACUGUAUCUCUUGAUAAAAAAGAAGCAAAGACAUACUUUGCUCGCAAUGUAGAUAUCUGGAUAGCGUUUGGAAUAACGAAAGCAGUCAUCUUCUUCUCUAUAGAGACCAUUUCAGAGAAUGGAACAGCAAAGCUAGUUACCCAACCGAAAAUGUUGGCGUUGAAACAAAUGUGAUUCUCAGAUAUGUAUAUACGACCUUGAAUUAAUAUUUCACGUUGGAGAGCACAGCCGUAGUCUUCGAUGAGGUAAUCCUGGUCUGGAAUGUUAGGGAAUAAUUCAUGGAAGUCUGAGUUCCUUCGAGAACUGGCUACUGCGAAACCGGUGAUACCGUCUCCGAAGUAGUCACCAAGUUCUAAAGAGCCUGUAUCAAUAUCAGGUGAGAAUUUGUCAUCUAAACCGAGUCCAAUCUGAUUGUCAAACGUGUUUAUUGAAUUGUGUGAACCGUCAAUUGAGUUUCUAGUUGAGUGACUGAAUGGUAACUUAUCUGGUGUUGAAGUACCACUUGUAGAGUUAGAUUUAUUCGUUAAUACCUUUGAAUCUGAGUUCAUACGCUUGCGUACGUUAAAUGACUUUAGUGAACCGUUCGACUGCGAUUUUUGUAGGUUAAACUCAUCUAGUGAUAAGCUACCAUCACCGAUAGACAAAGGUAAGUUCUUUCUCUCUAAAGUUGGUGUUUGUGUAUCAUCCUCAUGGCUCCUGUCGGAUAUCACCAAGCGUGGUAGUUCCUCAUAUUGUGAAGUUGGUUGAUUCUUGACCAUUAAGUUGUGUCUAUUGUUGCUAGUAUCCUCUUUAUGUUCUUUUUUCUUGUAUUUACUAAGUAUUGAACUCAUU
Wallemia mellicola CBS 633.66 is the source of this 4493-nucleotide messenger RNA. RefSeq names its product imidazole glycerol phosphate synthase HisHF. The record is from RefSeq and is a predicted model, not a curated record. Gene Ontology annotation, biological process: L-histidine biosynthetic process. Gene Ontology annotation, molecular function: imidazoleglycerol-phosphate synthase activity; oxo-acid-lyase activity. The transcript is spliced from 6 exons. Lineage: Eukaryota; Fungi; Basidiomycota; Wallemiomycetes; Wallemiales; Wallemiaceae. The coding region runs from base 320 to 2131 and encodes 603 amino acids.